This is a messenger RNA of Penicillium cinerascens, 945 nucleotides long. RefSeq names its product nicotinate-nucleotide diphosphorylase (carboxylating). Gene Ontology annotation, biological process: NAD+ biosynthetic process; quinolinate catabolic process. Gene Ontology annotation, molecular function: nicotinate-nucleotide diphosphorylase (carboxylating) activity. Gene Ontology annotation, cellular component: cytoplasm. Bases 1 to 945 code for a protein of 314 amino acids. NCBI's taxonomy places the organism in Eukaryota, Fungi, Ascomycota, Eurotiomycetes, Eurotiales, Aspergillaceae. The record is from RefSeq and is a predicted model, not a curated record. The transcript is spliced from 3 exons.
AUGGCUGCAGCACACGGAGACCUACGGCAUCUUCUGCCGGGCAAUUACAAGCGCCUCAUCUCCGAAUGGCUCGAGGAGGACUGUCCCAGUAUGGACUACGGCGGCUUCGUCGUCGGCGAGUCUGACGGCGAGGCCCGGUUAUUGGGGAAGAGCAAUGGCAUCGUGGCAGGUGUUCCCUUCUUCGAUGAGGUCUUCUCGCAACUGGGUUGCACCACCGAGUGGCACGUCAAAGAAGGCGACACUCUCAGCCCUGUCCAACACUGCGCCACCGUCCGCGGCCCAAUCCGCAAGAUCCUCCUCGGCGAGCGCGUCGCCCUAAACAUUCUCGCCCGCUGCUCCGGCAUCGCCUCCAAGUCCGCUAGCAUGCUCGCCGCGCUCCGCGCCCAGGGCUGGCAGGGUAUCCUGGCUGGAACCCGCAAGACUACACCGGGUUUCCGCAUCGUUGAGAAGUACGGUAUUCUUGUCGGUGGUGCCGAUCCCCACCGCCACGAUUUGAGUUCCAUGACUAUGCUCAAGGAUAACCAUGUCUGGGCUUGCGCGAAUAACCGUGCUGCGGCGGAUGGGGGUGUUAAGGACGUCUCGUCGAUUGCGUCGAUUGCCGCUGCUAUUCCUCGUGCGGUGCAGGCUGCGAAGGCAACGGGUGGCUUCUCAACUAAGGUUGAGGUUGAGUGUCGAAGUGUUGAGGAGGCGAAUGCGGCGAUUGGUGCUGGAGCGGAUGUGAUUAUGUUGGAUAACUUCACGCCGGAGGGAGUCCGCGAGGCUGCACGCCAGUUGAAGCAGGAGUGGGCGGGUAAGGGUCGGGCGUUCCUCAUCGAGGUCAGCGGUGGGUUGACGGAGGAGAAUGCGCCGGCUUAUACGUGCCCGGACGUGGAUAUCCUGUCGACCAGUUCUAUUCACCAGGGCACUGGCAUCGUGGACUUUUCUCUCAAGGUCUCGCUGCGGUAG